Molecule: messenger RNA, 1801 nt
Organism: Esox lucius (northern pike)
Lineage: Eukaryota; Metazoa; Chordata; Actinopteri; Esociformes; Esocidae
Gene: ccnd3
Product: cyclin D3
Exons: 5
Coding region: 414-1331 (305 amino acids)
Biological process (GO): mitotic cell cycle phase transition; regulation of cyclin-dependent protein serine/threonine kinase activity; positive regulation of G1/S transition of mitotic cell cycle
Cellular component (GO): cytoplasm; cyclin-dependent protein kinase holoenzyme complex; nucleus
Molecular function (GO): cyclin-dependent protein serine/threonine kinase regulator activity
Source: RefSeq, a predicted model, not a curated record
GACAAUAAAACGUCUGAAGUUGCAUUGGUACAAACACUAUCUCAAAAAAAUUCCCAGAGUUCUUUAGCCCCUUAUAUAGUGACAUCGCUCGUGUCCUGCGAAGUGACAGCUCGAACGUUUAAUUCCGAACGGUACUGGUAGACGCGAGUAUUUUGCGUAGAGCUCCUACCUUAGCUACUUUCGUCUAAACUUUUGGUUUCACGUUGUUAGCUAGCAAGUUCAUUAAUGGCAUGCAAAUAAGAGAAAUGUGUUGCAGGCCUAACACUUAUAGUACUAUUUUUUUCAGGAAAUUCAGUUCUGUUUCAUUGAUUUGAGAAGGGAGGGAUCGGAACCGUCGCUAACUUUGAUUUUGCUAGUAACGUUAGUUAACUUAGGGAGACCCAGACUGCUUUUCCAGCAUCCCAGUAAGUGUAAUGGAGUUGUUGUGUCAUGAAGAUGGAGAAUUCCAAACAUCAGAAAGCACUACCGAAUAUAUGGGUUCCACUGCUCUUAGGGCCAGUUCUGAUCCGACAUUGACACGGGAUCAUCGAACAUUGCAGAAUCUUCUUGCUGUGGAAAAAACAAUUCGGGCCUCACCGUCGUACUUUGGCUCAAUUCAGACAGACAUUCAAACAUAUAUGCGGAGAAUAUUGGCAGUAUGGAUGCUACAGGUUUGCGAGGAGCAGAAGUGUGAGGAGGAGGUGUUUCCGUUGGCCAUCCAUUACCUCGACCGUUACUUGAGUCACUUUCCUGUUCAAAGAUCCAACUUGCAGCUUUUAGGUGCUGUUUGCAUGUUCCUGGCUUCAAAACUGCGAGAGACUGUACCCCUGAGUGCCCGCAAGCUCUGCAUCUACACCGACAAUGCCGUUACAGUGUCAGAACUUCUGCAGUGGGAACUUAUGGUGGUGGCAGGGUUAGACUGGGACCUGGCUUCUGUUGUACCCUCUGAUUUUCUGGAGCCAAUUCUUCAUGGCAUACCCAUAGUUCCUCACAACAUCCAUGCCCUGCGCAGGCAUGUGCAUUCCUAUAUUGCACUGGCAGCCACAGAGUAUAAGUUUUCAGUGUUCCUGCCCUCUACCAUUGCCUGCGCCAGCGUGGGUGCUGCCAUUCGCAGACUGGACCUCCUGGAUGGAGCUCUAUCCAACGAUUCACUCCUGCAGCUACUAGCCAACAUCUUGGCCAUUGAUUUGGAGUCUCUCUGCUGCUGCUCUGACCUGUUGGAGGGCAUGUUGGAGCUCAGCCUACCCCCCUGCCACCAGGCACCAGGGGCUUAUCGCUCUGUGACCCCCGGACCAGAUGUCAGCUACACCCCCACUGACAUCCAGGACGUACACCUUUCACCACAGCGCUAGAAAUGACGCCAAGCUGACAAUUAUUUUUAGUAGUCUCUCCUAACAGUGACAGGGCUGUAGUUAUACUGUCGUCCCCCAGGUGUCUCAACUACCCUCUAAAACUGUGUCACUCAACCAAAGAAUGUAUGAGAGGACAAGAAACAUAUGUCUCAUAAGCAAUACCGUGUUCACACAAAAUGAAUUGUGGAGGUCGUUUAGAUUUUUUUUUCUUCAUCUUGCACUGUCUUUUAGAGUUCUUAAAUGUUGCUAGGCUGUUGCUGCUAAAGAUUUUUAAGGACGUUUAAAAAUGGAGUUUACCGUCGCUCGCUUCAGGGGAAAAAAAGUUACUGCUUUCUUAAAUGCAACAGGUGACUAUCUUUUUAACUUAAACAUGCUAUUUGUAAUACUUUUAGAAGUAUCACUCUGAAUUUCCAUUUCACUGUUUGUUUUGUGAAUAUAUGAGUUACAAUUAAAAUGCUGCUUUUCAUUGA